AAGACCAAUCGCAGACAGUUUACAGAGAAAGAAAUUGACAAAUUGACACACUCUCUCUCUCACACACACGCGCGCGCGCUCGCCCGGAGGAUAGCAGAGGCCAGACAAUAUGCCAACGCUAACAAAGAUUUAUACAAUGGAAGAAGCAUCUGAACACAACACCAAAGACGAUUGUUGGGUUGUAAUCGACGGCAAGGUGUAUGAUGUGUCAUCAUAUUUGGACGAACAUCCUGGUGGAGAUGAUGUUUUACUUAGGGCUACUGGAAAAGAUGCUACUGAUGAAUUCGAAGAUGCUGGGCAUAGCAAAACUGCAAGGGAGCUUAUGGAGCAAUACUGCAUCGGGGAACUUGAUCAAACGCCGCCUCCUAUUCCAGAGCUGGAGAUUGUAUCCAAGAAGCAAGAUCUUAAGGGCCUUCCACAGAAAGUUUUGAACUUCAGUAAGCAAUACUGGGUUGUACCGGUAACUGUCGUCGGGUUAUCGGUGGUUGUUGGCUUCUUGUACUUGAGGAAGAAGUAGAAGAUGUCAAAUCUCCUCAUGGCCACUCAGACGGAGUUCUAAUUUAUGAAUAUUUUUGUACCAUUGGGUUUAUUGUAGGAAACUCUCCUGGCCCCCUAAUGCUCAAAAUCCGGACAGAAACCAAAUUUUGUUUUUGGUCAUUUACAGAAAUUGUUUGCUCAAUGAGUUUAAUUUAAACAUUGUGUUGCCAGUGA
This is a messenger RNA of Sesamum indicum (sesame), 711 nucleotides long. RefSeq names its product cytochrome b5. Gene Ontology annotation, molecular function: heme binding. Gene Ontology annotation, cellular component: intracellular membrane-bounded organelle; membrane. The record is from RefSeq and is a predicted model, not a curated record. NCBI's taxonomy places the organism in Eukaryota, Viridiplantae, Streptophyta, Magnoliopsida, Lamiales, Pedaliaceae.